This is a messenger RNA of Coccinella septempunctata (seven-spotted ladybird), 1431 nucleotides long. Its product is annotated as E3 ubiquitin-protein ligase MARCHF3-like. Gene Ontology annotation, molecular function: zinc ion binding; ubiquitin-protein transferase activity. The record is from RefSeq and is a predicted model, not a curated record. Gene Ontology annotation, biological process: protein ubiquitination. Lineage: Eukaryota; Metazoa; Arthropoda; Insecta; Coleoptera; Coccinellidae. The coding region runs from base 46 to 1086 and encodes 346 amino acids. The transcript has 5 exons.
AUUCGACUAGUGUAAUUGUCAUUAUGACAUCCCUUCAUUUCUGUCAUGGCCCGCAAACCAUCUUCAAGCGGUGCAAAGAAUAACAAACAUAGGGAUGUUAUAGUUUCAAUCUUGCUCACAGAAUCCACAGCAAGUCUGAUGAGUCCUAGAAUACCUUACUUGGAAGAUCUACAUGAUAAUGAAUCCCAUGUAUGUACAAUCAGCUCUACUGAAAGGAAUUAUUCAAAUAAUAAUGCUUUGAUAACACCAAGGAAUAGUUUCGAUAAUCAUAGUUUGAUUUCAGACGUGGCAUACUUCCAGUAUGGAAGUUUUUCUUCUAUAUCUAUGCCAGAAACGUCAUCCAACGAUUCUACAAAGAUUUUUCCUUUGAAAUUCAGCAGACAAAGUCUACCUUACAUUCUAAAACCUACAAAAAUUCAUACAAGACCAUUGGUUGCUGUGAGAAGCGCAGCACAUAAUGAUAGACUGGAUGUACAUCUGAAUAAAAUUUAUGUGUCUUUUCUAGAUAGCGAAACUAGUCUCGACUCGGAUUCAUUUAUGUGCAGAAUAUGUCAUGGGGGUGAAAGUGUAGAUGAUUUAUUAAUGCCCUGCCGUUGUCGAGGAAGUGUAGCCCUAGUUCAUUUACAAUGCUUGGAGAGAUGGCUGAUGGAGUCAUCCAGGAGCUAUUGUGAAUUAUGUCAGCAUCACUAUGAAAUAGUUAGACAACCUAGGUACAAUUUAGCAAUGUCUUUGCUGAUGUUUGUAACAACUCCUGGGUCACACUUGUGGGAUUUAUUAAUAGAUAGUGCCACAUUCAUUGCAUACACCCCUACUGCUGUAGCGUCAACUUACACCUUGAUGCUUCUUUGUGAAAAUAUAACGAAAUCUGAAAAACAACUACUAUCGCAUAUUCUAGGAUUUCUAUCCAUCUUAGGUAUUGCUGCAAUAGAUUUUACUUACACUUCUUGGCUGUUGGUGACGCUUCAAAAACACUACGAAGCUUGGAAGGAAUUUCGCAAAACUAAUUGCGACAUUAAAAUAGUACUACCGAAUCAUAAAAGGCGAGUGCAUCAGAGAAAAAAAUUUAACUCACUUGUUACUAUCUGAUAGGAUAACAGACUAAGUUCAUAUAAAAAGUAGUAAAACUGACACAUAUAUAACUUCCCAUGAAUAAAUCCUUGAAAUCAAAAGGGAAUUUUUUUCGCCAUUUCAUACAUAAUCAAGCAAAAUGAAUAAUAAUGAGCUUGUUACUAUAUUUUUCAAAGGUCGGACUUUCGACACACGCGUCUCCCAGGAAAAUCAUCGUGGAUCUGAAUGCGAUACAUAAUCUGAAAGAGUUUAUAUAUAGUAAAAAAUCUCAACGAUGCGAUGAAAAUCGAAGGGAGAAGGGCUCCACGAAAUUGCUUGGAAUAGAUUCAGCGUAAUCGAGAACCUAUAUUUUCGUACCAAACC